GACUUCUCUGUCUUCAGCAUAAUUUUGUGACAUUCGUAUUUAAACGACGGCCACCGAUAAACGUGUAUCAUAUUUCAAUGCAUAAUAAUAACAUUGUUUUGUACAGAGUAUUAAAAAAUAAAUUGCACAGUUUUUUUUAAGUAUAGUAAAUUUACAAAAAUGAAUUAUUAAAUUAUUAGUCAUUAAUAAUUUGGAAAAAUGGGCUCUACAUCAGUAUCAAUAAAUAGAAAAGUGCAAUAUUUAGCGGGCAUAAGCGUAUCCUUCGCGUUUACAUUUACCGGGGCUGCAUUAUCAUGGCCAUCGCCCGCAAUUCCAAAGUUCAGAAAUGGAGAAUCAAAUAUUCAAAUUACUGACGAGCAAAGUUCAUGGGUGGUCGCUCUCUGUCCUCUUGGAGCUCUACCUGGUUGUUAUCUUGGACAGAUUUUAUGUGAGGGAAUUGGGCGACGACGGACUGCGCUUGCGGCGCUUUUACCAGGAUUUUUAGGUGCACUCCUACUGCUAUUUACUAAGAUGCCGUGGAUUAUGUGCAUAGCAAGAAUAACGAUUGGAAUUGCAAAUGGAAUCACAGCCGUGGUGACAAUGGUAUAUUUAACAGAAAUAGCUGAUAAAGAGAUCAGGGGCGCUCUGGGAAUGCUGACUCAAGUGAUGAUUAAUGGGGGAAAUCUCGUUAUGUACGGAGUGGGUCCCUUCGUGUCAUAUACAGCACUUAACUCCAUACUUCUCUCGUUGUCGGUUAUAUAUGCCCUGCUGUGUCUCUGGAUACCAGAGUCGCCAUACUAUCAUUUGAAAGACGGGAGAAUAGAUGCUGCGAAGAAAGUAUUCAUGGUUAUUAAAGGCACUAAAGAUGAAGCGUGGGCAAAUGAACAAUUGGCUAUUAUGAGGCAACAUGUGCAAGAAAGUAUGGAAAAUAAAACAACUGCAAAAGAGCUUUUGACUAAUUUACGAUACCGAAAAGCACUGUAUAUUGUUGCAGGUCUAAAGAUCCUACAGUACAUGACGGGCCAGUGUGCGAUUCAAGCGUACUUGGAGCCUAUAUUCCGUCAGAGUAGUUCUGUGUCCGGGCCCUAUGUGAGCAUCGUGUAUGGCUUAGUCCAGUUCGGAGCAGGUAUUGGCGCAACAUUUCUAACUGGAUACUUCGGUCGCAGAAUUUUAAUGUUGAUAUCCAGUACGGGGGUUGCACUCUCUCUGACCGCUGUUGGAAUAUAUUUCUUUUUACAAGACGCUUAUCACCUUUCACCGGAGAAAUUGACAUCGAUAUCUGCAUUGCCUCUAGUUGGUGUGAUGGGUUUCAAUAUAUUGUACAGUGUCGGUUUGGGUAACUUGCCCUAUAUUCUACAAGCAGAACUAUUCCCUAUAAACGUCAAAACCGUUGCAUCAAGCUUAGCCACUAUGAUAGCAUGUAUAAUGAACUUCCUCGUCACGAAAUCGUAUCAAGGCAUCAAAGAUGUGUUCGGACAUUACACGGUUUUUUGGUCAUUCGCUAGUAUCGCAUAUUUUGGUAUAUUUUUCAUAUACUUUUUUGUGCCAGAGACAAAAGGAAAAACUUUGGAAGAAGUUCAAGAUAAUAUGAAGAAGGAGGCGGUUGAAUUAGAAUUAUUGAACAAAGAUGAUAUUGUCAAAGCCAAAGAAUAAUAAAAAAUGUAUUAUUGUAAGUUAUGUGAUUAAAAAUUCAGAUGUU
Molecule: messenger RNA, 1678 nt
Organism: Colias croceus (clouded yellow)
Lineage: Eukaryota; Metazoa; Arthropoda; Insecta; Lepidoptera; Pieridae
Product: facilitated trehalose transporter Tret1-like
Exons: 8
Coding region: 199-1632 (477 amino acids)
Biological process (GO): transmembrane transport
Cellular component (GO): membrane
Molecular function (GO): transmembrane transporter activity
Source: RefSeq, a predicted model, not a curated record